AUGUCAUUUGCACUACAACAAUUCUUCAAGGAUUUCUACAAUAUUCGAGUUUCAAGUUAUACCUGUGGCGCGGGAAUGGUAGUGCUCCUUUACGAUUUUGUCCUUACUUUUCCGGAGGAGAUCAAGUACAUUUGGAGCGGCAAGCAGACAUUCAAUGCAGUGAAACUCAUGUUUCUCUGGAAUCGAUACCUCGUCGUCCCAUGGAUUGUCUUCUCGAAUUUUCAUAUAGCUGCGAUUAGGGGACCGCUAACCGACACGUCAUGCUACACCAUCCCGGAUCCUCUGAUCAAGGUCAUUUACAUCCCACCUCUGGCAGCUGAAACAGGUAUCAUGCUUUUACAGAUAUUUAACCACUUUCAAAGAAGGAAGGAGCAUAAUCUGCUCAGAACACGGCUGAUGUCAACCUUGUUCCGCGAUGGAUACCUCUGGUACAUAACUGUACUCAGUGUCCGAUUGUUAUGCAUCCUAGUGUACGAGUUUGCACCGCUCAGCCUGUGGUUCGUUGGCAACCAACUUGAGUGGCCACUCUCGACGGCGCUCAUCUCCCGUUUCUUCCUUCAGCUCCGUGGUGCAAUUGAUGAGGAGCAAGCCAUGUUCCUGCCAGGACCUGAUACCGCAGGCUCGUUGGGAUUCGUACGUGGCAAACAUCAACACUCCUCACCGGGUGUCGACUCGGUACCAGCUCGCGCAUACCCCACAUUCAACCCAAAUCAGCGAGAGGUGUAUAUCGAUGAGUCUCCAUUACCGCUACAGGAGCUCAGGCGGAUGAGAAUUGGGAAUACGCAGCACCUCGCCAAGGUGUAG
This is a messenger RNA of Serendipita indica DSM 11827, 804 nucleotides long. NCBI's taxonomy places the organism in Eukaryota, Fungi, Basidiomycota, Agaricomycetes, Sebacinales, Serendipitaceae. The record is from the annotation of a GenBank genome assembly.